Messenger RNA from Postia placenta MAD-698-R-SB12, 2082 nucleotides. RefSeq lists its product as hypothetical. Gene Ontology annotation, molecular function: RNA polymerase I general transcription initiation factor activity; rDNA binding. Lineage: Eukaryota; Fungi; Basidiomycota; Agaricomycetes; Polyporales; Adustoporiaceae. The transcript has 4 exons. The record is from RefSeq and is a predicted model, not a curated record. Gene Ontology annotation, biological process: transcription initiation at RNA polymerase I promoter; nucleolar large rRNA transcription by RNA polymerase I. Gene Ontology annotation, cellular component: RNA polymerase I upstream activating factor complex. The coding region runs from base 1 to 2082 and encodes 693 amino acids.
AUGCGCCGAGGCAUAGACAUAGAAGACGACUCCGACACGCCCCUUGACUCUAUCUACGCCGCUCAACUCUCGGAACAUCUCGACCAAGUGCGCGCCCAUCUUGCUGGGCAAGAUGGACCUACUCCGUCUCCGUCGUUCAAUGCACCCCGUGCCUUCUGGACGAGCACGGAGAAGAAUCUCUUCUUCCACGCGCUGUCAGUCCACUCGCGGGCAAGACCUGACUUGAUUGCUCAUGAGAUCAAGACGAAGACAACAACAGAUGUUUGCAUCUACCUCAACCUGCUCGAGGAUGCCACGAGGAAUGUUGGCGCACUUCGUAGUGAAGACCGGGACGCAGCUAUAGAAGUAUCUGACAACUGGAUUGCUACCGAGGAGAAAUAUGCACGGGCGCUGAUGCGUGCGGAGCCAGCUGCAGAAGAGGAAGCUCUACAACAGCAACGCGAAGAAGAUAUGCGCAUUCACAGGCUCGCCAUACGCGCACCGAAGAAAAGCGGUCAGGAACGCGACCGCGACGGGGAGAAGGCCCGGAAGGCUGCGUUUGAUCUGUGGCUUUACGACAAACAAAAAGAUUGGGAGACUGAAGAUGCGCUCCGUGACUUUGAUGCACCCAUGUUGACGGCGGUGUAUCGUGUACUUCGAGAGGCAGAGGAGGCAGGGAAAGAGGAUGAACAGCUUAUGGAUCCUGUUCUUGGAGAUGCAUCUCUUCUCGGGUCGACUGCCAACCCAAGCGCAAUACCCGCUCGAGCGCCCGAUCCAGAGGGUACCCAAUCACUAGUGGAACUGUCCCCUGGAGCACGUCGUAGGUUGCAGAAGCGAUUGCAUAUGCGGAAGAAGCGCGCGGAGGCGAAGGGAGUGCCGCUUGACGAGACGGCGGGGAGACUGAAGACGGGAAGGAAGAGCCAUAAGGGAGCAUCCAAGUCGCGCUCCGUCUCGUUCGUUACGGAAACUACGUCACCGACGCUUGAGGACAACGGCGCUCACGAGGAUAACCUGGCGCACAAAGAGAAGGAUGAUCAAGUCGAUCCAGAAAACCAAACGGUACAGGAGCCACAGCGACCGCAAAAGGUAUCUGGAGCUACACUACCGUACAAGCGUCUGGAGAAGCUCGAAAAGCUAGGAUUAAAUGCAGAGAGAUUACAUGAAGAUGGGCUCGGUUUACUCCAUCCUAUAGGAAUCUCUAAGCUCAUGCAGCUUUACAACAGGCUGCAUGAUGUUCCCCCUUCAGUUGGUUCUCAAAUUUCAGGAGAGGUGAUGAAGCUCUUGAAUGCCCAUGUCAUUCAUUUCACAACGCAGUUGGUGCAUCGGACAGUAAUUGUGAGAGAGCAAGAACAGCUUGCGAAGAUGCAUAGUUUACUGGGGAGACUCGGCAUCGAACCACAGGAGGAUAGCGAGGCUGGAGGUGCUCGUGAACGGGAGUCACAGAAAGACGUGCAUAGCAAGCGUAGACAACAGCAGCAAAGUUCACAAAGUGACCAUUCCGAAUCGGAUAGUUCCUCGUCAGGGACGGACGAGGAUGAGGAUGACUGUGACGAUGGAGACGAGCCGUCGGACGCUAAAGACGAGGAUGGAAAUAUAGGUGACGAUGAAGCUGAAUCCAAGCUGCUUUCUGCCCAAUCGCUUCACCGAACAAUCUUCAGACCGUUUAUGCGCCUUCCGUCAUCUGUGCGCUCGGGCCCCAACUCCGCAGAUGUCCAGUACACAUCUGCCUACAUGCCCUAUCCCCUUCCGUCUACAUACGCCGAGCCGUUCCGCGAAGAGGAGCUCAUGCCGGAGGACACUGACACGGAUGCGCUUCUCGAGGAGCUCGUCCAAGAGGAGAAGCUAGACAAGCGGGAUCGCGAAGUUGACAGGAUUUAUGAAAAGGACCUCUGGCACAAGUUCAACUCUCACGAAGCCACCUGGUCUGCGGGCGAGAACCAGGACAGCGGCGACGAGCCUGAUGAACGAGUGGGCAACAAACGAAAAAGAAAGGAGCAAAGCAGCGAAGACGAGGAAGUUAAGAAAGGCCAGGGCACCGGCCUGCGAUUCUGUCGCCCUGGCGGCCGUAUCAAGUCGAGCAUCUACAUUGUUGACAGCGACUGA